This is a messenger RNA of Ruditapes philippinarum (Manila clam), 3548 nucleotides long. Its product is annotated as serine/threonine-protein phosphatase 6 regulatory ankyrin repeat subunit B-like. Gene Ontology annotation, cellular component: nucleus. The record is from RefSeq and is a predicted model, not a curated record. Gene Ontology annotation, biological process: regulation of gene expression. Gene Ontology annotation, molecular function: protein binding. Bases 10 to 2394 code for a protein of 794 amino acids. NCBI's taxonomy places the organism in Eukaryota, Metazoa, Mollusca, Bivalvia, Venerida, Veneridae. The transcript has a single exon.
AGAUUGGCAAUGGCAGAUGAAAAUGAGAGGAAUGGCAUCGCAACAUUUUUUAGGUAUGCUCAAAAUGGGCAUUUCAACAAAUGUGAAAGCCUCCUAAACAAGAAUCCGAACUUGUUAAUUGAAAAGAACAGAAAACGCGAAGAAACACUUCUACAUGUGGUAGCAAGAUAUUUGGAGGACGAAAGGAUUGUUCGUAUGCUACUUUGCCGCCAAGAAGUAGACGUAAAUGCACGUGAUUAUUGGGGUCAGACACCACUGCAUCUUGCCACCCGUGUACGAAACAUAUCCUUAAUAACAUGUCUACUAAAAUCAAGAAAAAUAGAUGUCAACAUCAAGGAUGCAAAUGGUUACAAUCCUCUACAUGUGCUCGUACUUUCAAAACAUGAGCUGGAUGAGAGCUUCUAUGAUACUGAUGAAAUCAGUGACAGCUGGAAAGAAGGAAUUCAGCUUCUUGUUGACGCAAAUGUAGACAUUAAUUCAAGAACAAAUAAUGGGCAAAACAUCCUGCAUCUUGCUGCAUCUAAAACUUGUGCAGAAAGAUUUGUCGUGUAUAUUCUUCAACAUUAUUCUGUUGUAGAAUGGUCAGCGACGAACGCGUCAGGGGAGAAUUUUCUACAUGUUUUGUUUGGUAACAUAAGCGACGAGUAUGAAGUUUUGGAGAAUAUUUUACCAAACCUCGGCACAUACUUAGGUAAUAAAACAGUUUUAAAGAACAUGCUUAACCAGAAAGACGUUCUUGGAGUACCACCGUGGUUUACUUUGAUUCAUACUCUAAAGUACUUUAUUGAAAAAGAUACUGAUUGCCUGGAAACGAUUUUCACACAAUACAAAGCUUCUAUUAAUGCAACAGAUAAUUUGGGAAACACAAUUCUUCAUAGACUUGUUGGAAGUUUCGGCGCCAGUUUGGUUUGCAAAACUAUUAUCUCUCUGCUCAAACAUAAUCUUGACGUUAACGCAAGGAAUGUUUUUGGCGAGGCAGCUAUUUCUGAAUUACAUAUGGACGCAGUGUUUGAAAUACUUAAGCUGCAAAAUUGUGACUUUAAAAGUAGGAACAGAUGGGGAAGAAUCCCAUUUCAGUGUAUUAUUAAUCUACAUCCUAUGCCAAAUUUCAUUGAAAGAAUGUUAAGAGAGAACUGUUUUGAGCUGGAUUCUCAAGAUAUUUAUGGAUCUACAGCUUUGCAUUUUGCUGCGUACAAUGGCUAUGAAGAGCAAGUCGAGCUGCUUUUAAAAUACGGUGCAAACGUAGACUUGGUUGAUAGCUUGAAUGAUACACCCUUUGAAACCGCAAAACGUCAUGGAAAUUUCAAAUGCAUGAAACUUAUUUUCGAUACUGCAAACCUAUAUGAAAGAGAAAAGAAGGAGACUUUUCAACUUUAUAAAGCCUCGGAAGAAAUUACCCUCACAACAUUGUUAAAAAAUCAAAAUUUAAGAGGAAACUUGCAAAAUUUUCCUAAAGAUUUUAAACAAUAUUGCGAAUAUUUGCUUAAAGCCAGGCGCACAUACACACUUGCUAGGCCGUCUGAGGAACAUGCACAGGACAACGACGUCAUUACCGCAGUUCGGCACCAUAUCGAACAAAUUUGUCAAUAUGUCAACGAGUACGAUUCUAGGUUUCAAAUGACCAUAUUUCCUACAGGAAGUACAGUAGAAGGCACGAAGGUUGGCCGUCCUGAUGAAUUCGACUUCGUUUUAUGCCUCCAAAGACUAAGCAGAUAUUGUGUGAUUCAAUCAACAGAGCCAUAUCACCCAGGGUAUGCUCUUUUGAAAUUCAAAAAUAAACCAGUUCCAGAAGGAUUUUUGUCAUUCUCUGAUUCAGAAGGGUACUUCCAAGCUCUUCCUUUUCUGAAUUACCUCUUCAAAUACAUAAAGAGAGCCCUGAAGGAGAGGAAAUUGUGGGAAAAGGGAAAUCUUUAUUACCGGUAUGAGGAUAACCUACAUGUUAUUUCAGGAAAACCGGUGUUCAACUUUCAAAUAUAUUGGAUAGGAUCAAAGCACAAGCAGAUAGCUCUCAGCAUAGAUCUUGUUCCUGGUGUCUACAAGCGAGGAUGGUGGCCGAAGAAAGCCUGUCCGGAGACUAUGAAACUUGUCUCUGACCGCGUAAUAGAUGAGGGAUGCUUCUUACUGCUACAAACCAAGAACAAUGAUUUUAACGAUAAGUGGUAUUACAUGAAUGAUGUCAUAAAUGACAGUGUUGGUAGCACGCAAGACGUAUGUCAGGAUACUCAUGGAAACAAGAUGUUACGCGUUUCAGUUGCACCUGCCGAAAUUUCUCUGAUGAAAUCUCUACCAGAGAUUUACCGCCGAGCCUAUGCACUUGCAAAGAUUGUGAAAAGUCCCGAAAUUUGUCCCUCUGUCCACAUCGACAGGCCUCCAUUGUCAAACAAAUACAAGUAGUUUGAAAAGGCCAAAAAUCAGAGAGUGCAUCCAUCCAAUGACAUAAAAAGUUACUGGCUGAAGAAUUGCACAUUUCUCGUGGCUGACGACUUGGGAUUUGAUAUUUCCGAAACAACAACUCCUUUGGAAAUUACUACUUUGAUAUACAAAAAGUUAGCUGAAUUGUCAAAGGCAUGGUCUCUGAAACCUUAUUUGUUACCACACGUACAUCUGCUAGAGUAUGGCCCAGAGGUUAGCUAUUCAAUAAGGUCAAAAUACACCAUACUGUUAAAGCGUAAGGUCUGUCUAGAUGUUGUCCUGGGAAUACUAGGUGAACCAUUACCGCAACAAGAAAAUGAUUAUGGAAAAUGGGUUGACGAGAGUUUACAGCUAGAAGAAAGAAUUAAACAAUUUCGUCUUUAAAGCCCCAUUUCCAAUUGGUUAUUUUCAUUUAGAGUGAAAUAAUGUUUGUUUCCCAAAAUUUGACUUAGAAACUAAAACAUUUGUAUAUGAAGAUUGACAUACAAAUGAUCGAGUGACAAUCGAUUGAUAAAUAGAAGAAAACCCUUUUUAGUAAGAUUUACAAAUAUCGUCUGCCUACAAUGCCAAUAGGGUUAUGAAUUUAUUUAUUUGGGAUUUAGCAAAGAUGCAUAAAAAUGUCACUUGUUUUUAAAUCCCUCUUUAGUAAUAUAAGAAUAUUUUGUUUUUCUAACAGUUAAUUACUACAGUGCCUCAGCACAUGGUGAAUGCAAUCGAAGGUAAAAUGUAAAUAAACAUUUGUAUGCACGCCUUUUUUUCGUAAUUGUAAUUUUGAUUUCAAUCAAAUGAAUCCUUUUUUAAAUGCCUUGAACGAAAUGUAUUUUUUUAUUUACCGUGCAUAAUUUAUAAAAAUGUCACUAUGGCAACAUGACAUGUAAACAGUGGUUUCAUUUUAUUAGUUCUCUGAAAACAUCUGAAAUAAUUUGUUUGCGUUUUGAUAUUUAGAAGUUAAAGUUUAAUGCUCAGUUAAAAGAUUUCUUUAACUGAGCAGGGAGAACAUAGACUCAUUUUUAAGGUGUUGCUACUUAAUACAUUUUUGAAAUAAUUAUAACAGACAAAGACAUCGUAUACAAUCAUCUUUACUAAUAAAUAUUAGCCAAUAAAUCAGACCAUUACUAAAUAAAUAAUAAUUCGUA